Molecule: messenger RNA, 1978 nt
Organism: Trichomycterus rosablanca
Lineage: Eukaryota; Metazoa; Chordata; Actinopteri; Siluriformes; Trichomycteridae
Product: myosin-10-like
Exons: 3
Coding region: 21-1949 (642 amino acids)
Source: RefSeq, a predicted model, not a curated record
CGAAGAGAACAGUUGUGAUUAUGGAUCGUCUGUGGACCUGGUUCCCGACAGGCCGCCGGGGCUCUUACAGCCCCGCCGAGCCGGAGACGCCCAACGUGAACGGGGCUAAAGAGAAGAUAACAGGAAAGAAAAAGUGGAGGAAUAUUUUCAGCAGGGACCGUAAGCCCAAAGAUGCAGGAAAGCUGCUGAAGGAGGAGGCUCUGGAGGGCCAAGUGCCCCAGAAAAAAGAAAAGAAAAAGUGGAAGAACAUCUUCAGCAGGAACCGUAAGCCCAAAGAUGCAGGAAAGCUGCUGAAGGAGGAGGCUCUGGAGGGCCAAGUGCCCCAGCCUGGUGUACUGGAGCUCCACGCUGACACCGAGGCUGGAGCUCUGAAAAACACCAGCCUGCAUGAGACCAGGGGUGAUACCGAGAUGCUCCUGCCUGUGAAGGAGCUCGAACCUGAUGCCGAAGCCCUGACUAACACCAGCAUGGAUGAGACCAGGGGAGAUACCGAGAUGCUCCUGCCUGUCAGAGAGCUCAAAGCUGAGCCUGAGGUCCCGACUAACACCAGCCUGGAUGACACCAGGGGCAACGCUGAGAUGCUUCUGCCUGUCAGAGAGCUCGAAGCUGAGCCUGAAGCCCUAAAGGUCCUAAUCAAGACCAGCCUGGUUGAGUCUGAGGAGACCGAGCUUCAAAACAAAGAAGACACUGAAGCUGAUUUGUUCAGCAAAGAUGAUGGUAUCACCGGAGAACACGGCCGGAGAAAGAAAAUCAGGAGAGGAACCCGGGGACGCGGCCGGAAGAUAAUCUACAAAAAGAAGGAUAAUAACGGAUCUGAAAUAAUAAACAAGGUGAAUGUUGAAGCUGAGGCUAAAGUCCUGACUAACACCAGCCUGGUUGAGACCAGGGACAACGCUGAGAUGCUUCUGCCUAUCAGAGAGCUCGAAGCUGAGCCUGAGGUCCUGACUAACACCAGCCUGGUUGAGACCAGGGACAACGCUGAGAUGCUUCUGCCUAUCAGAGAGCUCGAAGCUGAGCCUGAGGUCCUGACUAACACCAGCCUGGUUGAGACCAGGGACAACGCUGAGAUGCUUCUGCCUAUCAGAGAGCUCGAAGCUGAGCCUGAGGUCCUGACUAACACCAGCCUGGUUGAGACCAGGGACAACGCUGAGAUGCUUCUGCCUAUCAGAGAGCUCGAAGCUGAGCCUGAGGUCCUGACUAACACCAGCCUGGUUGAGACCAGGGACAACGCUGAGAUGCUUCUGCCUAUCAGAGAGCUCGAAGCUGAGCCUGAGGUCCUGACUAACACCAGCCUGGUUGAGACUAGGGACAACGCUGAGAUGCUUCUGCCUAUCAGAGAGCUCGAAGCUGAGCCUGAGGUCCUGACUAACACCAGCCUGGUUGAGACUAGGGACAACGCUGAGAUGCUUCUGACUGUCAGAGAGCUCGAAGCUGAGCCUGAAGCCCUAAAGGAUCCGAUCAAGACCAGCCUGGAUGAGUCUGAGGAGACCGAGCUUCAGAACAGAGAAGACACUGAAGCUGAUUUGUUCAGCAAAGAUGAUGGUAUCACCGGAGAACACGGCCGGAGAAAGAAAAUCAGGAGAGGAACCCGGGGACGCGGCCGGAAGAUAAUCUACAAAAAGAAGGAUAAUAACGGAUCUGACAUAAUAAACGAGGUGAAUGCUGAAGCAGAAGCUGAAGCUGAGGUCGCUAAGAUGAAGAACGUCCACCUUGAUGAGAAGGACUCAUCUGCUGAUCUGCUGAAUCCUGAUCAAACGCUGGGUGAGGAAAGAAAUCAGUGGAUAGGUCGAGGUAACCCAGAGGACGGUAUGAAACAGAAGAAGAAGAUCAGACGAGGCACUCGGGGCCGCGGCCGCAAAAUCAUCUACAAGAAAGACGCCUCAAAAACAGAAGCGAGUGCUGCAGGUUUUAAUCAUCAGACCAUCGACUAUGUGUUAUGUGUGCACUAAGAAAACUAAUAAAGUAAACAGUAAAUGUU